GGCUGUUGUUUUUCAGACAGCACUGCGGUAUCUUCACAGGACGUGGAGGGUUUCAGCCACCCAAAUCUUUUCAAAUGGGCCCCGUCGCCUAGCGUUUCCUCCCCAAAGCCUCCGACUGAGUUGCGCCGGGUGCUGUAACAACAUCAGCGCGAAGAGAGAGAAGGUUACCAUCUAAGGACCGGUUUAGACGUCUGGAGCAUGGCAGCAAUCCCAGCUAGCGGUUCUCUUGUAGCCACCCAUGACUACUACCGAAGGCGCCUGGGCUCUACCUCAAGUAGCAGCUCAUGUGGCAGUUCGGAGUACAGUGGGGAGGUUAUUCCACAUCACCCAGGCCUGCCCAAGCAAGACUCCGGUCACUGGUGGUCCAGUUUCUUCUUUGGGAAGCACAACCAGCCAGGCAUGGGCACCCUGACCGAAGAGGCACAGCAGAAGUCAGGGAUGAGUGUCAGUGAUGGACAGGUAAUGUGCAUUGCCCGGGAUAUGGUGAUGAAGAGGCAGGCCAGUGAGAGCAGCGAUGCUGGGAAGUCGGAGGCAGGGAGCUCUCCCCCUUCUUGAGUCCAGUGUAGGGGACCAACGCUAGGGGACGGAAAUGGCUCUUUCUUUUUUUUUUUUUUCCCCAUCUGUAGAAUAGGCUGCUUUUAGCAUCUGUUCCUUUUGUAUCCACCAUUUUAUAUGUUUUAACUUGAAAUAAAAUUGAAAGUGAA
This is a messenger RNA of Pygocentrus nattereri (red-bellied piranha), 704 nucleotides long. It is a transcript of the gene ppdpfb, whose product is annotated as pancreatic progenitor cell differentiation and proliferation factor b. Gene Ontology annotation, biological process: cell differentiation; multicellular organism development. Lineage: Eukaryota; Metazoa; Chordata; Actinopteri; Characiformes; Serrasalmidae. The transcript has 5 exons. The record is from RefSeq and is a predicted model, not a curated record. Bases 199 to 555 code for a protein of 118 amino acids.